AUGAGCCAGUUAAAUGGAUUUUAUAGUAGAAGUCCCCAGCUUCGUGGGAUUUUCAAUGGGUUAUGUGCCCUAGUUUUGAUUUUCCUGUUUUACAAUCGGGAAGAUAUUGUGGGAAACCCACUUUCGAAGCAAUCGCAUUCAGUAUCUAAAUGGAGCUCAGGCAGUGGGUUUUAUUCUGGUUUGGGGAGCCAAUUUGUGAAUCGAAGAGAAAUGGUUGAAUUAAGUGCAAAUUCUUCAACUGUAAAUGGCUCCGAUCCUAAUAAUUUGGAUGUAAAGAAGCCUGAAUUUUGUGCUAUGUCGUCUGAUCACAAUGGCUAUAGUAGUAGCUGUGACUUCCUGAGAGCCCACCCGCAGUGUGCAUCGGAUGGGUUUUUUGAUUACUUGAAGUUUUACUAUUGUGAUUGCGGUGAAAGCGCAUGGGCAUUUCUGGUGUUGGGGGCUUGGCUUGCUGCAUUGUUCUAUCUUUUAGGCAACACUGCGGCUGAUUACUUUUGUUGUUCUUUGGAAAAGCUUUCGACUCUUCUGAAGCUAUCUCCUACCGUUGCUGGUGUAACUCUGCUUCCACUUGGAAAUGGCGCUCCAGAUGUGUUUGCAAGUAUUGCUGCUUUUCUAGGUACUGGCACAGGAGAUAUGGGCCUUAAUAGCGUGUUAGGAGGGGCAGUGUUUGUUACUUGCAUUGUUGUUGGGGCUGUUUCCCUAUGUAUAGCAGAUAAGGACAUUCAGAUUGACAAGAAGUGCUUUAUAAGGGAUAUUCUAUUUUUUAUGCUCGCCCUCGUGUCUCUGUUUUGGAUCUUGAUUGUCGGUGAAGUGACUGUUGGUGCUGCCGUUGCAUUUGUAUCGAUUUAUGUUCUGUACGCCUUUGCGGUGGCUGCCAAUGAGAUUCUGAGAGAACAAGCCCAGAGGUUGAAACUGGACGCUGUUACUCCUUUGCUUCCUGUAAGAGGAAGCGUGUUUUCUCAUGGAAAUCUAGAUGAGGAACCCUUCUUCAGCUCUUUGCUUGACAUUGAGACCGAAAGUGUUGGAGCCCAGUCCCAUGGUUCCCUACCUCAGUGGAUGUGGGCUUCUAAUGUAGCAAUUUAUUCAAACCAGGUGCUGAAGAUCCCUGACGGUGACAAGUCUUUGUGGGGAUGGAAUGAUGAAGACAGAGAAAUUGAGCGGCCAUCAUUUUUCUGUUCAAAGGUAUUUUCCCUUCUGGAGUUGCCACUGACUGUACCGAGGAGGCUCACAAUUCCCUUAGUGGAGGAGGAAACUUGGUCGAAGCCAUAUGCUAUGGGCAGUGCUCUACUGGCUCCAAUUCUUCUUGUUUGUCUGUGGAGUUCACAAGACAACGUGGGUUCUCAAAGCAGAAUAGUUGUAUAUAUCAUCGGUGUCUUAGUUGGAUGCACCCUUUGUGUUCUUACAUAUAAGUACACGAGGCCAGAUCGUCCACCUCAGAAAUUCUUACUUCCAUGGGUUAUAGGAGGAUUUGUGAUGAGUAUCGUUUGGUUUUACAUGAUUGCAAAUGAGCUUGUUGCUCUACUUGUGGGAUUUGGUGUGGUUCUAGGUGUCAAUCCUUCCAUCCUUGGGUUAACUGUAUUGGCAUGGGGAAACUCGAUGGGAGAUUUGGCUUCAAACGUUGCCUUGUCAAUGAAUGGUGGGGAUGGCGUACAGAUUGCAAUGUCAGGAUGUUAUGCAGGUCCUAUGUUCAACACUCUCAUUGGAUUGGGCAUCUCAAUGCUACUGGGAGCCUGGUCUGAGAAACCUGUUCCCUUUGUGCUCCCACAAGAUAGAAGCUUGUAUUUCACCUUGGGAUUUCUCGUUUCAGGAAUUAUUUGGGCACUCAUUGUUUUACCUAGGAAUAACAUGCGUCCAAGCAGGAUGCUUGGAGUUGGCCUAGUUGCCAUAUAUUUGAUAUUUCUCAUUUUCAGGGUGGGCUCUGCUAUGGGAAUGUUUUCAUUAGCCGGCUUUAAGUGA
Messenger RNA from Fraxinus pennsylvanica, 1953 nucleotides. The record is from the annotation of a GenBank genome assembly. NCBI's taxonomy places the organism in Eukaryota, Viridiplantae, Streptophyta, Magnoliopsida, Lamiales, Oleaceae.